Melanotaenia boesemani (Boeseman's rainbowfish) is the source of this 3597-nucleotide messenger RNA. RefSeq names its product thrombospondin-2-like. Bases 367 to 3222 code for a protein of 951 amino acids. Lineage: Eukaryota; Metazoa; Chordata; Actinopteri; Atheriniformes; Melanotaeniidae. The transcript is spliced from 22 exons. Gene Ontology annotation, biological process: negative regulation of angiogenesis; cell adhesion. Gene Ontology annotation, cellular component: extracellular region. The record is from RefSeq and is a predicted model, not a curated record. Gene Ontology annotation, molecular function: protein binding; calcium ion binding.
UGUAAAUGAUGUGUCUGGGAAACCUGCAUCAAGACGUCAACACACACACAAACACACAGACACAGCUCCCUCCAUCCAGCUGGGUUUCUCUGAGAUUUCUGGGAGAUAUGCAGCUCAGUUCAUCGCCAGACAGACGGGUUUCAGACGUGAUUCCUUUUGGAUGCUUCAAUGAGAAAUUACUGAAGAAGCUGCACUGGUGAGCUUCAGUCUGGAUGCCAAGGUUAGAAGGAACUAAGGAGACGAGGAAAUAAGGAAGAGAAAAAGGAAACAUUCCUUCACGGCCCCUGUGGAGUUGCAGCAGGGACGAGCCUACCAGCUGUGAUUUCUAAUCGGGAAGAAAGGCAGAGCAGCAAGGAGUGCGCAGGAAUGUGGCCUCUGAGAGAUUUGCCCUGGCUUUUGAUUUUCCUCUGUGCAGCAGCUGUGUGUGCAGGUGUGGGUGGUGCAAAGUUCGACAAUGUGUCCUCAGAAAUGUGUCGUCAUCCUUGUGAGGAGUUGGUAGGCUUGCUCACGGAAAUCCACGGUCUCCGUAUCGUGACUAGCAACCUGCUGGAAGAUCUGGACAGAGUAUCAAAAGAAAAUGAGGAGAUGCGAAUCUCUUUGGCUGAGCUGAGCAACAGCAGCAGCAGAGGCGAUGGAGACGGUAGUGACAACGAGCUUGACAGAGACAGAGACGGGGAGGUGUGGUGCGUGCAGGACGGACGAGUGUAUGAGCAAGGGGAGGACUGGGAGGUUGACAGCUGCACCUCCUGUGCUUGCCAGGAUGGAAAGGUUGUCUGUCAGCAAGUGUCUUGUCCCCCAGUAUCCUGCCUCAAUCCGUCCUUUAUUGAUGGAAGUUGCUGUCCUGUUUGUCUUGAAAAAGAAGAUGGCUGGUCUCCAUGGUCUGAGUGGACUCACUGUUCAGUCACUUGUGGACGUGGAGGACAGCAACGAGGCCGAUCCUGCAACGGCAUCAUGCCGGCCUGCGUUGGCCCAUCACUUCAAACUCGCAGCUGCAUGCAGAUGAAGUGUGACCGCAAGGCACGUGCUGAUGGGAAAUGGGGUCUUUGGUCUCCUUGGUCUGCAUGCACGACCACAUGUGGAGAAGGAAUUAUCACACGUGUCCGUCUCUGCAACAACCCUCCACCACAAAAGGGUGGCAAGGGGUGCAAGGGCAGCGCCAGGGAGACACAACCUUGCAAAAACACACUUUGUCCCAUUGCAGGAGGCUGGACAGCAUGGAGUGAAUGGUCAAAAUGCUCUGUAACAUGUGGUGGAGGUCUUAUCAGUCGCCAGCGGGAAUGUUUGAACCCCGCUCCUCAGAACGACGGGAAGCCAUGUGCUGGGGAUGCUGUGGACUAUGAAUCAUGUAACAAAAGAGAGUGUCCUUUAGAUAUGUGUUUGCUGUCAAAUCCAUGUUUUCCCGGGGUGCAAUGCACAUCAAAUAAUGAUGGAUCAUGGAAAUGUGGACAUUGUCCAUCAGGUUUAAUUGGGAAUGGCACUCAUUGUGAAGAUGAGAAUGAGUGUGAAUUGGAGGGUGUUUGUGCAACGAAGUGUAUAAAUACAGACCCUGGAUUCUACUGUCUGCCUUGUCCACCUCGCUAUAAGGGCAACCAGCCAUAUGGCCUUGGAUUGCAACAAGCCCUGAAAACCAGGCAGGUGUGUGAACCAUACAAUCCUUGCAAAGAAAACACACACACCUGCCAUAAGUAUGCUGAGUGUAUAUACCUUGGCCUGGCAUCUGAAGUCUUGUACAAGUGUGUUUGUGCUAUUGGAUUUGCUGGCGAUGGCUUCUUGUGUGGGGAAGACUCUGAUCUGGAUGGCUGGCCCAAUGAAGGCUUGACCUGCAAGCAGAAUGCUCCUUAUCACUGCCAAAAGGAUAACUGCCCCAUGAUGCCAAACUCCGGACAGGAAGACUUGGACAAAGAUGGACAGGGAGAUGCCUGUGAUUCUGACGAUGACAAUGACAACAUCAUAGAUGACAGGGACAACUGCCCACUGAUGUACAAUCCUAGGCAGUUUGACUCCGACAGGGACGGGUUGGGGGAUCUUUGUGACAACUGUCCAUUCGAUAGCAACCCACAGCAGACAGACACUGAUGACAAUGGAGAAGGAGACGCCUGCAGCAUUGACAUAGAUGGAGAUGAGGAACUGAACGACCAUGAUAAUUGUCCUUAUGUGUACAACACGGACCAGAGGGACACAGACCUGGAUGGAGUUGGAGACCAAUGUGACAACUGUCCCCUCCUGCACAACCCUCUGCAGCUUGACUCUGACAGCGACCUGGUAGGGGACAUGUGCGACAACAACCAGGACAUCGAUGAAGAUGGCCACCAAAACUCUCUAGACAACUGCCCCUACAUUGCCAAUAGCAACCAAGCUGACCAUGACAAGGAUGGAAAAGGAGAUGUUUGUGACCAUGAUGAUGAUAAUGAUGGUAUCCCUGAUGACCGGGAUAAUUGCAGGCUGGUUCCCAACCGAGACCAGCUGGACUCAGAUGGCGAUGGCAGUGGAGAUGCAUGCUUCAAUGACUUUGACAAUGAUAGCAUUCCAGAUGCGCUGGAUCCCUGUCCUCAAAACCAAGACAUCGGGGCUACAGACUUCAGGAAGUUUCAGGGUGUUUUGUUGGACCCUAAAGGCACCACCCAGUCUGACCCCCUCUGGGUGAUCCGCAGUCAGGGGACAGAGCUGCUGCAGAAAGCCAACUCAGACCCUGGGAUUGCUAUUGGAUAUGACAAGUUCAGCGCUGUGGACUUCAGCGUGACAUUUUAUGUUAACACCAAUCGAGAUGACGACUACGCAGGCAUUGUAUUUGCCUACCAAUCCAGUCGACGCUUUUACGUUGUCAUGUGGAAACAGGUGUCUCAAGCUUACUGGGAGAAAAGGCCGUCCAAAGCUUUUGCAACUGCAGGACUCUCAAUCAAACUGGUGAACUCCAACACAGGACCAGGGGAGUAUUUACGCAACGCUCUGUGGCACACAGGAAACACCAGGCACCAGGUCAGAACAUUGUGGCAUGAUCCCAAUAACAUUGGCUGGAAGGACUACACGGCCUACCGCAUGCACCUCAUACAUCGACCCAAGACUGGGUUCAUCAGGGUAGUGGUGUACGAGGGCAGGGGGAUUCUAGCAGACUCAGGGGCAGUGUAUGACCACACACUGGCUGGAGGACGAUUGGGACUCUUUGUCUUCUCUCAGGAGCAUGUUCUCUUUUCAGACCUCAGAUAUGAGUGCAGAGAUAACUGAAUUAUUUCCUUGGGGUGAUCAGGAUACGCCACAACAAGCCGCCAAAUAUCCAGAUUAAAUUCAGAAAUAUUUAAUCCAACUCAGAGAGAAAGACAGCAGAGAGGAUGCACCAGACCCAGGCUUUAUCCGGCCAAGACUAUCAAUUAGUGACCAUCAUCUAUCUAUCUGUCAGCUUUUUAUGCAACAGUAUUGAUUCCAGAGUGUCUCAUUCGCUGUAUAUUACUCCCCUGGCACCAUGUCUAAUGACACUUCUUGUUGCUUUUCAUUUGCGCCUUCCUAGUGGUUGUAAAUAAUUAUUUAUUGCGAGAUGCCAGAUAUGAGAGAGAUGAAAAUGAUGAUGGAGUGAGUUGAGCAGAUGUCUGGUAACUUAUCAAU